Messenger RNA from Bombus pyrosoma, 6328 nucleotides. It is a transcript of the gene dop, whose product is annotated as microtubule-associated serine/threonine-protein kinase 3. NCBI's taxonomy places the organism in Eukaryota, Metazoa, Arthropoda, Insecta, Hymenoptera, Apidae. Gene Ontology annotation, biological process: intracellular signal transduction; peptidyl-serine phosphorylation. The transcript is spliced from 23 exons. Bases 738 to 6029 code for a protein of 1763 amino acids. Gene Ontology annotation, molecular function: protein binding; protein serine/threonine kinase activity; magnesium ion binding. The record is from RefSeq and is a predicted model, not a curated record.
UUUCAUGCGCCGGUAUUUGCGCGUGCGUUCGUGUGUAAAUGCAGGCACACGAGUGUGUAUGUAUGUAUGUAUAUAUGUAUGUGUGUGCGAGGACGUACAUGUGUAUACGUCCAUCAUGAGUCAGAACCCAUGGUCGGUCCGCGUUUCGUAAUUAAUUUCUACGGUGAGGAGAAAAAUGCGAGUCUAGACUCGGGACUACGACACCUGCUCACUCCCGGGCCGCUUGUCCUCGGAGGACAUGCCCGUUGUGCCCGGUAAAUCGUGCACCUUUUAUCUUCUUUCUGCUCUUCGUAUCCAUUAUGUGUGCUUAGUGUUGUGUGUUUUCUUCUCUUGUUUCUCUCGCCGAAUCUUCUGUAUCCCUGGUUCUGCCCUUCCAUCGGGUUAACGUUUCUCUGUCCUUCAUCUACAGUCGACCAGAGCAUAAUUUAUUUCCUGUCUUCUUAUAUGUUAUGAAUUUUCAUGCAACAACACCAACAGAAGAAAGGAUUGUGUCCGAGACGGCAUUUUAAGCCAUCAAAAGUACGAACACACAAAUGGUUCCUCGACUGGUAUGUUUGGCCGAUUUUGAACUGUCAGUUUUGACUUCGAUCGAACUUUCACGAGAAAGAAUGGAUUGUGAAUUUUUCGACAGUUUUGUUUAUCGGACUUGCCUACCGCUUUGUUUUGCUUCCGUCUGAAUAAGACGAAUUGAAUCAGGUAACAUAAAUAAUUAAGGGUAAAAGAAAUAGAAAAAAAACAUGGAUCAGAAUAGAAAUAGACCAAGUAGACCUCGUCUUCGUUCUCAUGGCAAUUCUGCAAGAGUACUUGUAUUUGAUCAGGCUGAAAGCGAAGAAUCUGCUUGCAGCACUGAAGCAGAAGUGCAAAAACGUCCAAUUCCACCAAAAGUAGAAAGCAAGGAAGCUCCAGUUCGACCUGUUAGUGGAGAACUCUCAAAUCUGGUUCGAAUGAGGAAUUCUGCAAUUGGGAAGUCUGCACCUUCGUUAUCUGUUCACGUGCGUGAUUUUAACAUUCCCCGGCGUGCUGCUAAAGCAGCUCAUCGUAAAUCUUUUAUUGCAACAACAUCUCCAACUUUACCACGUUGUCAUUCACCAUUGUCAGCAUUUGUCCCGAUUGUAGGCAGUCCUCUAGAGAGUCCUAGGAUGUCAUCCAGUCCACAUUUUGCUUUUGCUCCAAUUAAAAGGAUUGGUGGAGGUACAACAGGAACUGGAGAUGGCAGACGAUGGUCAGUUGCUAGCUUACCAUCUAGUGGUUAUGGUACGACACCAGGUUCCAGUAAUGUUUCGUCACAGUACUCGAGUCAAGAACGCUUGCACCAACUUCCAAAUGUUCCCACCAAGGACGAAUUACGUAUGCUUUCUUGCCAUUUUUCUAAACCCGGCACGCCGUGUUCUUCGCAUCCAGGUUUUCCAGGAUCUAGUAUUUCUAGUAUUCCAGGCAGUGUAUCUCUCAGUCUCGAUGAAGAAGGUCGUAGGUCACCGUUACACAGACCGCGGUCACGAAGUUUAAGCAGUCCGAGUCGAUCUCCUGUAUUGGACAGCGAAAUUGUUAUGAUGAAUACUCUUUAUAAGGAAAGAUUUCCAAAGGCAACACAGCAAAUGGAAGAACGUUUAACUAAUUUUAUUAAUGAAAACAAGGAAUUGGAUGAAUAUGAGGUAAUGGCAAAUAUGACCCAAGAUUCACUACCGAUUUUACGGUUUGUGCAUCAUCAAGUAAUUGAAAUGGCGAGGGACUGUUUACAAAAAUCUCAGGAAAAAUUAAUUACAACUAGAUAUUUUUACGAAAUGAGUGAAAAUUUGGAACAUUUGUUGAUGGAGACAAAAGAUAAGUCACUUGAUGCAGCAACAAGAUUAACGGGGCUUAUCAAAAAAUUACUAUUAGUAAUAUCACGUCCAGCUCGUCUAUUGGAAUGUUUAGAAUUUGAUCCAGAGGAGUUUUAUCAUUUACUCGAACAGGCUGAAGGUCAAGCAAAAAUUAAUGCGGGAAUAAAAAACGAUAUACCUCAGUAUAUUAUUAACAAACUUUCUCUUAAUAGAGAUCCAAUAUCAGAGCUGCAAGAAGAUUUAAAUAAGCUAGAAGAUUCGGCAAGUUCGAGCGAUAGCAAUUUACAAAUCGCUUCAAGUCCAAAUAAAGACGAUGAAAAAUCUCACCGCGUUCCUUGUGAAGGCGAUUAUGAAGUAUUGAAACUCAUUAGUAAUGGUGCAUACGGCGCAGUGUAUUUGGUUAAGGAGAAAACUACACGACAAAGAUUUGCUAUGAAGAAAAUAAAUAAGAACAAUUUAAUGCUAAGAAAUCAAGUAGAACAAGUUUUUGCUGAGAGAGAUAUAAUGAGCUUUACAGACAAUCCAUUUGUAGUUUCUAUGUACUGCAGCUUCGAGACAAAAAAGCACUUGUGCUUAGUAAUGGAAUAUGUAGAGGGUGGAGAUUGCGCGAAUCUUUUAAAAAAUAUCGGUCCAUUGCCACCGGACAUGGCAAGAUUUUAUUUUGCAGAAACCGUUUUAGCUGUUGAAUAUUUGCACAGUUACGGUAUUGUUCAUCGAGAUUUGAAACCUGACAAUUUACUUAUUACUGCCCUUGGUCACAUUAAGCUUACUGACUUUGGUCUCAGUAAAAUGGGUCUUAUGUCCCUGGCGACAAAUCUUUACGAAGGAUACAUAGAUAGGGAUACGAGACAAUUUUCCGAUAAACAAGUGUUCGGCACACCUGAAUACAUCGCCCCUGAAGUUAUAUUACGCCAGGGAUAUGGUAAACCUGUUGACUGGUGGUCUAUGGGCAUUAUAUUGUACGAAUUUCUAAUUGGCUGUGUACCAUUUUUUGGUGAUACUCCGGAAGAGUUGUUUGCUCAUACUGUUAACGAUGAUAUCGAUUGGCCGGAUGAAGAUGAUUGGCCUAUUCAGCCAGAAGCAAAAGAUAUUAUAACAGCGUUGCUUCAACAAAGUCCUAGAGAUCGUUUAGGCACUGGUGGAUCUCAUGAAGUAAAAGAGCACCCAUAUUUUUAUGGAGUAAAUUGGAAUAGUUUACUCAGACAAAAGGCUGAAUUCGUACCUCAAUUAAUCAAUGACGAAGAUACAAGCUACUUUGAUACUCGUAUGGAUAGAUAUAAUCACGAUAUAGGCGACGAUACUGACGACACCGAUGACUCCCCUUUGUUCGGAUCGUUUUCCUCGUAUUCUCCGCAGUCACGAAAAAUAUCUCAAACCCGUCCACCGCAGAUAAAUCCUGAACAAACAGAGUCGGAUGUCUCAAAGAAGCAAUUAUUCCGUACUGAGCUUGAACGCACAGUCGCGCAAUUGUCUUUCGGAUCUAAUAGCUCAACUACUCCUCCAUCCAAAUUAGCGGAAUCAACUCCGUCAGAAAAGAAUCGAUGUUCUUCGUCCAUUAGAAAUACCACGUACAUCGAAACGCCACCAAAGGCGGACAAGUCAUUCACGAGUCCUGCCACGGUGACCAGUGGCGAGUCCCAACUAACAGUUAUUAAAAACAGUCACAUAGAAGGGACGUGCAUCAGUUUGAGUACACCCGAUUCCUCGCAAACGGAGUCUGAGGAUAUCAGUCCGCAGAUCCAGAGAAAACGACACGUGCAUUCCCGUGAUAAGCUGCCCAGGUUCAGUAUAUGCAUUGAUGAUGAACACAUGUUGGAUUUAUUUGCUGCAAACAGAGAUACAACCGAGGAAAGCAAGCAUAAUUCUAGUACCGAUUCUUUCGAAUCAUUCAACGCCAUAUCAAUUAUUCCAUCCGCGAAACAAAAGUCGCGGUCCGUAAUUAAGUCCGCAUCCACUAGUGGAUUGUCCUUAGUUAUACCAACCAGUGAUUUCUCUUAUGAUGCGUCAUUAAAUACUCAACCAAUCGAAUCUCCUGGUGGAUCAUCCACUGCCUCUUCAAGAGAUACAUCCCCUUGUCGCGAACUGAGUCCACUAGUAACUAGCCUAAAACCUCCUAUUAUCAUUCGAAGAGGGCCGUGUGGAUUUGGCUUCACUGUGCACACUAUCAGGGUUUAUUAUGGUGACAGUGAUUUUUACACUAUGCAUCAUUUGGUUAUGGCUGUAGAUCAAUCCAGUCCAGCUUUUGAAGCUGGUUUAAGACCAGGAGAUCUUAUAACUCAUAUAAAUGGCGAGCCAGUCCAGGGUUUAUAUCAUAUACAAGUUCUUCAAUUGAUGUUGAGUGGUGGCGAUCACGUAACAUUGCGUAGUACACCAUUAGAAAAUACUAGUAUUAAGACGGGCGGAAGGAGAAGAGAUCUGACUCAGAGCAAAAUGGCACGCAGAACGCUGCAUAAACAGCGCAAACUAAAACGUGAUCAUUCCGAUAAGAAACGAAAGACGUCCCUUUUUAAACGAAUUAGUUCGAAACGAGCUAGUGUAGAGAUGCAACAGCCAUUAACUAUCAGUUGUCCAUUGUCAGCACCCAUUCUAUCCAGCGACAGCAAACCUCCACUUAUGAUGGCUGCGGGAAUCUGUUCGCCGUCAAUGGUAACACCUAGUCGGUCGUUCCAGUCAUUCACACGUUCUCAAGAAACGUCACCAUAUUUUGCAGCCUGUACAAAGUCUGUCUGCAGCCCGUCACCACCAACAAAUCGCGUUAACUCGGAUUCUUAUCACUCCACGGGGAAUUCAAGUCCCUGUUCCAGUCCAAACUCUUCGUCUCCGGGCUCCACUACGUCUGCUGCAAAUCUACCGACUAUCGCCAAUCAGUCUCAUUACCAGAGGCCGAGCACGCUUCACGGUUUGAAGCACAAAUUACACACAGCUGCAAAGAACAUUCAUUCGCCGAAUCGUAGAAAAUCUGUGGGACAUAUACCAUUGUCUCCAUUGGCGAGAACUCCGAGUCCAUCGCCCCUUCCAGCCAGUCCUACUAGAAGUCCUAGUCCGCUAGCGUUUCCUACGGGACAUCAACCCGGUAGCUCAAAUACUACGCAGUCCUAUAGCCCAGGUGUCUGCUUAUCAACGCCUAACAAUCAGAAAAAAAGUUAUGGACGACCGAAGUCAGCAGAGCCCGGUUCUCCUUUGUUAAGAAGGGCGCUUAGUCCAGACAGACUUCAUCCUCGAUCUGCGGAGAACAAAACAUCGAUCUCACCGUUGGCAAACACAGUGGUGAAAGUAACUCCACGUGCAACUAUAGCGCAAUCCUAUUCAGAAACCUCCGAGGAGUGCAGUGAUAGCUUCAAAGAACCAAACGACUCAAAAGUGGAGAAGAAAGUGUCAACGGAAUCAAAGUCGGAUUAUUCGAAAAUAUCUCAUGGGAUAUCGAUAAAUUUGGGAAACGUAGGUAUAUCUAAUUCUUGCGGCAGCACACAGCUGCCCAGAAUAGCAGAGGAGAAGGAUUCACCGACCGGUUCAAAGGCUGACGAUUACUCGAAGGAAGUUCUACCUUUAGAUAAGAUGGAUAAAAAUAACACGUCUAUGAGUAAGUUGACAGAAUCAGAGAAUAUUGGUGACCGUAGUAAUCGUGUUGAAUCGAAGACAGAGAGGCAGAAUUUGUGUAUAAAAAAUUUAGAAGUUUUAUCUAUUAAUAAGAUUGAGGAGGGCGCUCAAUCAGAUAAUUGUUUUAAUGUACAAGCGCGUAGUUCGCAAAGCACAUUUCACAAGCAAUCUCAGAACAUUGAAAAAGGUUCGCAAGCUUCGUCUCAAAAGACAUCAUCACAAAAUAAUGAAAAAGGCUCGCAAUCUUCGUGUCAAAAAAUAUUGUUGCAAGCCAGUGAAAAGAAUUUGCAAUCUUCCGCCCAGAAAAUAUUAUCGCAAGCCAACGAAAGAGGCUUCAUGCAAGGUGUAUCGCAGAAGUCAUCUCAAAACAACGAGAAAGUGUCACCAGCUGCGGUGCAGAAACUACUUCAAGGCAAUGAAAAAACAUCUGUGCCUCAUAAAGUGACCGAACAAAAGGCAGCUGGUAAAAAUUCAGAGGCUAAUCUGGAAGGGAGAAAAAUAUCGAAGAAGUACAAAAUUGAUAGCUCUGACGGCUCAAGUAACACUUCCUCCACACAACACUCAAACACAUUUGAGGCUAUGGGGACUGGGAAGGACAAGAAAAACAAUUAAAUAAUUAUCGUUCGAUCGAUCGUUUAGAUCUGAGAGUAUAGCGAGAUAAAAUGUUUGCGUGUAAUGAUCCGACUUCUUCUGCCAAUGGAACAAAUUGUCUGUUUUACAAAAGAUACAAUUUUAUGAAAGAAGAAAGUCGAAUGUCUGAUAGAUACACGGACAUGCAUAUUGUAACUCGAGUAAGAUCAGAAAGAUGAUAAAUCAAAAAAAAAAAAAAAAAAAAGGGUAAACUGGUUUAAUGUUUACAGCUUUAAAAGGAAGUUUGUAUUCGAAUUAAGUAUUUAUAGGCUUCCAUCGAA